This is a messenger RNA of Crotalus tigris (Tiger rattlesnake), 2548 nucleotides long. RefSeq names its product regulator of G protein signaling 18 (gene RGS18). Bases 256 to 957 code for a protein of 233 amino acids. The transcript is spliced from 5 exons. The record is from RefSeq and is a predicted model, not a curated record. NCBI's taxonomy places the organism in Eukaryota, Metazoa, Chordata, Lepidosauria, Squamata, Viperidae.
UUUCUAAUCUCUCUUUUGAAGAAAUGACUUCUGGGUGGAAAAAAAGAAAAGAACUUCUCUAAAAAGUCACGUGUGCUUAUCACAGCAGCUAGGACCAUAGCGGGGAACAUCUCACAAACUGAAUAAGCCAUGCCAAAUCAAGAUUCAAAGUAAGUGCAGCAUAAGAAAGAGCAAUCCAGUCCUUGAGGUUUUAUUAACGUGCAACUGAAAAAAGAUCAGAGGGAGAUCUAAUCUGUCAGAGUGCUUACAUGCAAAAUGGAGAACCCGCUGGUAUUAUCCUCUCAGCUCAACUCAGCAUCAAGAGUGAAAUCUCUCUGUAAAAUCAUGAAAUCCUUGAACAGAGAAGGGGCAAAGCCAGACACAGGAGACAGGUCUCUUGAAAAGAGGAACCGGCUAAGUCUUUUGCAUAAGUCUGAAUUGCACCCAGAUAUGAAUUUUGACAAAUUUGAAAAACUAGCGAAAGCAUCAAGUGAGUCCCCUGAAGCUGUAAAAAAAUGGGCUGAAUCUUUUGACCAGCUGAUUUCUCACAAAGGUGGCUUAGAUGCAUUCAUCAAGUUUUUGAGAAGCGAGUUCAGUGAAGAGAACAUUGAGUUUUGGAUGGCAUGUGAAGAGUAUAAGAAAAGCAAAGAUGCCUCCCAACUUCUACUCAAAGCAAAGACAAUUUAUGAGACAUUCAUUGAAAGAGAAUCACCAAAAGAGGUCAACCUUGAUUUUAAUACCAAAGUCUCUGUAAAUCAGAAUAUGGUUCAUCCAACGCAAAACACGUUUGAUGCUGCACAGAACAAAAUUUAUGCCUUGAUGGAACAAGACAGUUAUCCGCGCUUCUUAAAGUCCAACCUUUACUUAGACUUACUUCAUGGCAGACCUUUAGGCUGUUCAGCUCUUCGGCGGAGAUCACGUUCUUUUACCUUCAAUGACUUCAAAGAUGCUCAGCCAGAUUUUGCUGUCUGGCUGUAAAUGUUAGCUUCCCUUUGACCCCAUCUUCAUGCCAAUGAAGGGGCAGCAUUACCUCAAAUAGUUUAGAUGAGGAAAGUUAUCAUAGAACCCACAGAAUUGUUUCCAUUUUAUUUUAACUUGUUUACUUGUAGAUGAUCGUAUCCAUAUCCAUCCAUAUCCAUCGUAUCAGUUUCACCUAUUACAUGGAUUGCCAAGAACUUUUUAUUCUCAGAUACUCUUUAUAAAAUUAGGCCUUUCUGAGUUGCAAAAAUUUGGAUGACCAUUAAAGAGGGACAAAGAGUUAGUUUUAUAUUUUUUCACUGCCAUCUAGUGAUCAUCUGUAUUUCUACAAUUCAUAUAUAUUACACCUAGUACUGUGAAGGUCAAGUCCCUAAUAAACAGUAGCACAUUUAACAAUAAUCGCUAUGCACAUGCACAGCCAUAAAUAGAAAUAUGUUGGAUUGUGUACAAAAUCCAAAUAUAAUAUGUGACAUAAAAGCAGGGAAUUCCUGCCUCUUACAGUGUGGGAAUGAUUUUUGUAUGAACAUCAGAUAGCAUUAUUCAUCAAGCAUUAGAGCUAUCCGUUUGCUUUUUUUAUAUUCUGUGAAGCAAUAUAUCACAUUCUGAGAGAAUGUGUGAAAAAGUGUGAAAAUAUUCAUGCUCAACAUUAUGCUUCCUAAUGUGAAAGAGUGAACAGAUACAUUCAACAAUUUAGAAAGAAUAAACACAUAGUCAGAAGUUUGAUUUUAAAUGGGACCUAGAAAAACAUUGAACAAAUUGAGGAUGAACUCUUUAGAAAUUCAAUUUGGUGAAAUAGUUAAGCAUCAAGCCAGAACCUAAAAGACCACAAGCAUGAAGCCUGUUAGGAGACCUGGGACCAGUCACUGCCUCUCAGUUCUAGGAAGCAGCAAUAGGAAACCAUGUCUGAAAACCUUCCCAAGAAACCUGGAGGGACUUAUUCAGGCAGCUGUCAGGAGUCAGUACUGACUUGAAGAUACCCACACAACAAAAAGCAAUAAAACUUAUAGAAUGUAGGGGGGGGGUUGAUUCCUGAUUAAAUCUUCUUAGAUACUGUAAUUAAAAAAAGGACAAAGAAGCAUGGUAUUUUCCCUUCCCUGUGAAACCACAAGCAGAAAUCUUUUUUUGACAUAGGUAUAAAAUUGUAAGCUUGAAUGAGAGGACAAAUAAUUCAGAAAAAAAUACUUAUUUUUUUUUCAAACCUGCUGUCGAGGUUUAACUACUUACAACCUAAUCUUUCAUAAAAUAAAGUGAUUGGUUGCCAUGGGAACUAGGUACUUAGACAACUCUUUGUUAGAAUUAGGCCAUUUUGAGAAAGCUCUGACUAGGAGUAAAAGGAAUAAACUAACCUAUGAUAUUAUGCAAUGUUCGCCUCCCAAGGAUAUCCCUGAAGAUAAUCCAUAUAACUGUAUGUGUGAUGAGAGAAUGUGUACAAAGGCAAAGAAAGAGAUGAGGAACGUUGCGUUUCCAAUUCUGUCAGAAUCUGCCUUAAAAUCUUAUGCAGGGUACUGUACUUCAGUUUUCUGUGAAAAACUGUACCAUUUGUAUGUUCACUCUGUACAUUUGUAAAUAAAAGCAUAGUGUGACAUUCCGA